Molecule: messenger RNA, 1425 nt
Organism: Linum tenue
Lineage: Eukaryota; Viridiplantae; Streptophyta; Magnoliopsida; Malpighiales; Linaceae
Source: the annotation of a GenBank genome assembly
AUGGCGUCCUCUACAGCAUCUGUACCUGGUUCUAAAGCUAAGGCUAAGCAUAAAAAUGCAGCUGGGACUCGUGGUGAUCCGGGGUGGGAUCAUGGAAUUGAUCUUGAUGGUAAUGGUGUAAGGGUGAAAUGCAAUUACUGUCAAAAUGAAUACAAAGGGGGCAUCUAUCGGUUGAAGAAUCAUCUUGCAGGAAAUAAGGUUAAUGUUGAGGCUUGUCUUAGUGUGCCUGAUGCAGUUAGGAAUCAAUUUCGGGAAUUGUGGGAUGCCAAAGAAGAAGCAAAAGCGAAAAAAGGAAAGAUUUACAUGAUUAUGGACAACAUAGAAGGGGCAUCCAACAAUGAUUCAGCUAGUGCAUCUGAUAUAAGGAAGCAUUUAGCUAGUGGCAGUGACACUGAGAAGCAAACAACAAUGAGUGCUCUUUUGAAGAAAGAACUCAGGAAAAAAGCAUGCAAGAUAAUAUCAAAAUGGUUCUAUGAAAAUGUACUUCCGUUCAAUUCAUCGAGGAGUUAUACAUAUCCUCAGAUGUGGAAAGAUGUAGCUCGACAUGGUCCUGGUUUUAAGCCUCCAUCCUACCAUGAGCUAAGGGAGACAUUUAUGAAAGAGGAAAUAAAAGUAGUGGAGGAAAAACUUGAGAUAUUCAAAGAUGAAUGGAAGACAAUGGGUUGCACAAUCAUGUCUGAUGGAUGGACCGAUAGGAAAAGGCGUUGCCUUUGCAACUUUUUGGCUAACAGUCCUAGAGGUAUUGUAUUUAUCGAGUCUGUCGACACUUCAGAUUUUCCAAAGACUGCUUCAAAGGUGUUUGAAAUGCUAGAUGAUAUUGUUGAGAAGGUUGGGGAAGAAAAUGUUGUUCAGGUUGUGACCGAUAAUGCUUCAGCUUACAAAGCAGCAGGGAAAUUAUUAAUGGAGAAGAGAAAGCAUCUAUUCUGGACACCAUAUGCAGCUCAUUGCAUAGACUUGAUGUUAGAGGAUUUUGAGAAGCAUAUUAAGGUUCACAAGUCUACAAUCACCAAAGGUAAGAAGAUUACAAAUUUUAUAUAUGUGAGGCCGAUGCUUAUUGCCAUGAUGAAGGAGUUCACUGCGAAUAAAGAAUUGGUGAGGGCAGCUGUUACAAGAUUUGCUACUUCUUAUCUGACUUUGGGAUCUCUUAGUGAGAACAAGGGUCAAUUGAUGACAAUGUUCUCUUCAGAGAAGUGGAGAAAGAGUAGCUUUGCUAGUAUUCAAGAAGGAAAAAGAGUUCAUGGGAUUGUGCUUGAUGGUAGAUUCUGGCGUGAUGUGACAACCUGUCUUAGAGCCGCACUUCCUCUUGUGAAGGUUUUACGCUUGGUUGACUCUGAUGAAAAACCAGCAAUGCCGUUCUUGUACUUUGAGUUGACUGAAGCAAAGGAGAAGAUCAAGAAAAACUUCAACAAUGUGGAAAGCAGGUAA